Molecule: messenger RNA, 711 nt
Organism: Echinostoma caproni
Lineage: Eukaryota; Metazoa; Platyhelminthes; Trematoda; Plagiorchiida; Echinostomatidae
Source: the annotation of a GenBank genome assembly
AUGCGGCAUGAGCAAGAUGUAGAAAAGCCCAGAGACUACUGGGCUUAUAAGCAAGAUAGAGUGGACGGCAGACAAGGCGGAGGAGUACUCCUGCUGGUCAAAGCCGCUUACACUCAAUGGGACUCACCAGUAAAACUGGUAACACCUAAUAUUCAAGCCAAGGCAUGUAUUAUCCUCUUGGGAAGACGACCGUUAGGAGCGCUACUAGUCCAUCGCGCACCCCAGGCGGAACCCGCGGAAGAUAUGGAACUACUUGCUACAAUGCAGGAAAUCAUAUCGAGGACCCAGGAGAUCUUAAUUCUGGGAGGUUUCAAUCUUCCGGAGAUCUGUUGGGUCGAAGGAGAGGCUCCCGUUGGGACAAAGGGAGGAAGCUUUCUAACAUGGUUACAUGAGCAUGUGCUCAUUCAGCAUAUCUUGCAGGCCACAAGGGUUCGCAACCAACAGAGGGCCUCCGUCCUGGACUUAGUUAGAACGCGGUAUUUGUCGGACAUAACUGAGGAAGCAGUGGAGAAUCCACUGGGUAAGAGUGACCAUGGGGUACUGAGGUUAGUAUUACUCAUGAAACACAGCAAACUGGCUGCUCCAUUUAAACGGUGCUAUAGUCGUAUAAACGUUGCUGCCUUACAAGAGGCCGCAGAACACGUAGACUGGGAGCCACUAUCUCCCNCUAUCUCCCGAGCCAACGUUGGAAGGGCGAUGGUCUGUCAUUAA